This is a messenger RNA of Mugil cephalus (flathead mullet), 2787 nucleotides long. Its product is annotated as free fatty acid receptor 3. The record is from RefSeq and is a predicted model, not a curated record. Gene Ontology annotation, cellular component: plasma membrane. The transcript has a single exon. Gene Ontology annotation, biological process: positive regulation of insulin secretion; response to fatty acid; positive regulation of cytosolic calcium ion concentration. The coding region runs from base 1045 to 2046 and encodes 333 amino acids. Gene Ontology annotation, molecular function: bioactive lipid receptor activity. NCBI's taxonomy places the organism in Eukaryota, Metazoa, Chordata, Actinopteri, Mugiliformes, Mugilidae.
GGAAACUCAUAAACUUGCACGUUGAAAUUAAGAUAAGCUCAUUUUUGAUCCACUGUGAUGUAGAGCGGAGGGGUGGGGUCAAAAACAUGCAGAGUGUCUGAGUUAUGGAUUCAUUUCAAAAGCAUAAAUCAAGUAGGUCACAGCCCAGAGAACAGCAGAACUGAGAGCGAAUGAGAAGUCGAUAGAGGCUGUGACCCUUUGACUUAAAUAAUAGAGUAAAUACGUCUUCAUUCAAAGCAAACAUUUGAGUAGAAAUAUCCGAACACGGGCACAUUCGUUUCGAGGACUGGAUCAAUCGCCUGAUCAAACAACUGGUAGCCGUGUUUGGAUCUGCUCUUUUCUUGGAAAAUUACUUGCUGGUUGCUGGUAUAAUAAAAAAAAAAGAAAAGCCUCUGUGAUUAUUCUGCUCCAUUUUCCUCCUGGGUGACACGCCCACCUCCUCGACAACACUGUCAAAACACACUUUUCGCCAUAAAGCGGGCGGAAAGUGCCACAAACAGCCCCUCCCCCUCUCAUCGACUCAUCAACUUGAGCCGGUUUAUGACUUUACUGCACGGCCCCUCCAGUUCGUUCAGGCGGCUCUCGGCUCUAAGCUGGACGACCGUGCGCUUCCUGACAGGUUGAAUUAUUCUGAAUCAUUUCACUUAAGGGCCCAGAUGCUACCUGUCUGUUGCCCUCCGCUGAGAUGGCAAUUAAGGCAGCCUGGUGCCGGCUAAAUGCCCCCCUACUUCUGCCUGAGUGGAUACGUCUCUUUAUCUGUCGUGAUGUCGUGUGCACCUCGCCCCCAGUCGUGCCCACACCUUCGUGGCCACCGCCUUUUUUUUUUUUUUUUUUUUUUUGUACCUUCACCUGCCUCAGAUGUUGUGUCGCAGUCGGCGCACGAUGGAGGGAGAAGUUUUCCUCUCCGGCAGCUCCUCGCUUUUACCACCCGCCCGGGAACGUUCGCCCAUCUGAUCCACGCUCAGAUUUUUUUCCCCGGAUUUGACCUUUAUCAUGGUGAGCUGGGGGAAGCGCGACCUCGCCGGCGGCCUCAACUGAAGAGAGAUGCAGGUGACCGCCAACGACUGCGUCGCUCUCUUCGUCUACACCUUCACCUUCCUGCUGGGCCUCCCCGCCAACCUGCUGGUCCUCUUCGUGUACGUGCGCAAGGCUCGCAAGCGCGGCGCCACGCCCAACGUCGUCUACGCCCUCAACCUGUGCCUGGCCAACCUGGCGCUGGUGGUCUGGCUGCCCGUCAAGGCGCUGGAGACGGCGCUCAGGGACUGGAGGCUGCCGGGGCCCAUGUGCACGGUCUACAGCUUCUUCCUCUUCUCCUCGCUGUACGGCAGCUGCCUGUUCAUCACCAUCGUGACCGUGGGGCGCUACCUCAGCAUCGCGUUCCCGAUCAUCUACAAGAGGUACCGCCGGGCGCGCAACUCCUGCUUCAUCAGCGUCGCCCUGUGGCUGCUGGUGCUGCUCCACCUCAGCUUCGGCCUGGUGGCCGAAGGGGGGGCCAACUUCGUCUCCAUCAAGGACGACGUCUCGACCUGCUACGACGAGUUCGACGAGGCCCAGCUGGCCGUGCUGCUGCCCCUGCGCCUGGAGAUGGCGGUCGUCCUGUUCUUCGUGCCCCUGGUCUUGACGUCGUUCUGCACGAUGUGCUGCGUCACCCUGGUGUGGCGCUCCAACCUGCCCCUCAUGGGGAAGAGGAGGGUCCUGGCGGUGGCGCUGUCCACGCUGGCCGUGUUCGUGGUGUGCUACGCGCCCUACAACGCCUCGCACAUCGUGGGGUUCGUGUUCCACACGAACGUGGAGUGGAGGGAUUACGCCAUCCUCACCAGCUCCUGCAACGUCUUCCUGGAGCCCGUGGUCAUGCUGAUGCACUCGCCGGCCGCGUCCAGGGGGAUCCUGGGGAGGAUGUGCGGGCGGCAGAGCCAGUUCGGCCGCAGCGAAGGGUUUCGGCACCGGUGCAAGUCCACCAGAGCCGUCGUGGGCGUCCGGGCGACGCCGAGCCCGUCUGAGAGGAGCCCGGUCAAGGCCGAGGUCACGAGGGAAAGUCAGGAGUGAGGUGGAGGUUUCAGGGAAACUAACGACCCCUCGAAAAAUCUACCACCGUCUCUGCAGACUCAAGGACCGGCAAAUAAUCCUCUCCCUUUGGACUGAAUGUUAAGAAAAGACAAAAGACUUUUUUGAUGUCAGCUUGAUGAAAAGUGACUCCUGUGACUCUUUCACUCUUGGGAUUUACGGGGAGAUUUCUCAGUAAAGAGGAUCUAUUAAUCUCUGAAAUCCUUUCAAAUGGAUUGAAUGUCUUGUUUCUAAUUCCACGAGGUCUUUUUCCUUUUUGAAGAAGACGGCAGCGCUGAAGAUACGGAGACUAACGGCUCCCUCUGGUGUCUCUGCGGCUAUAACGAGGGAACAACCUCCUGGUUUCAUUCACGGCGACAUGAAACAGAUUAUUAGCUGCAGCUGUGUCGGGGUAAACUUAAAUUAAAAGUCAUUACGCAUCUGUUCGUUCACUGAUUGAUUGAUUUGUUUCUGGAGUGACCUUCAAAAUAAAAUGUGAUGUCUGGGUUGUGUUUUAAGCACGAGGACAAAACACUCUCAGAUAUGUAAUAUUGGCUCAUUUUCCCUGAAUAAACUUAUACACUAGUAUGUUUCUAUGUAUAUUUCUGUUUCUUUUGCUUGAUUGGGUUCCUUUUCUAAGUUUUACACAAAUUCCGCUGAUGUUUUGAGUCAUUUUUAUGCAGAAAUGUAGAAAAUCCUGAGUCACAGAUUGUAAAGAAAAAUAAAACUAAUUUUUUAAAGUGU